Molecule: messenger RNA, 2883 nt
Organism: Hippopotamus amphibius kiboko
Lineage: Eukaryota; Metazoa; Chordata; Mammalia; Artiodactyla; Hippopotamidae
Gene: CMPK2
Product: cytidine/uridine monophosphate kinase 2
Exons: 5
Coding region: 1-1374 (457 amino acids)
Biological process (GO): dTDP biosynthetic process; dTTP biosynthetic process; dUDP biosynthetic process
Cellular component (GO): mitochondrion; cytoplasm
Molecular function (GO): dTMP kinase activity
Source: RefSeq, a predicted model, not a curated record
AUGGCCUUUGGCCACCGCCCGCGCGCCCCACUGCUGCUCGCGCGCCUCUCGGGGCUGCGGCGCGGGGCCUGCGCUCGGGCCAUGGCGCCGCCGCGCUGCUUCGCGCUGGAGCUGCCGGGCUGCACCCUGGCUCACUUCGCCGUCGGCGACGAGGCCCCGGGCGCGCGGCCCGACCCCCGCGUGGCCGGCCUCCUGGGGGCCCCGGGCCGCAGCUACUCGCUGAGCGUGCCGGUGGCCGGGGGCGCGGGCUGCGCGGCCCGGGUGCGCGCGGCCCGGCUGCACCAGCGCCUGCUGCACCAGCUGCGGCGCGGCCCCUUCCAGCCGUGCCAGCUGCACCGGCUGCUGUGCUACCCCGCGGGCGGCGGGGCGGGGGGCCUGCAGCACGGCUUCCUGCUCCACGACCCCCACGACAGCCCCGACACCCGGCGCGCGCUGCUGGCGCUGCUGGACGCCUACCCGGAGGCCCCGCGCCCGCGCCUGGCCGAGUUCUCCGGCGACCCGCUCCACCAGCUGUGGCAGCGCCCGUGGGAGCUGCGGGACGGCCAGGGGUGGCGGCGGCUGGACCGCGAGCGCGUCGUGGCCGUGCCGGAGCCCGCGCUGCACCCGGUGGUGCCCGACUUGCCCAGCUCCGCGGUUUUCCCCCACCUGGAGGACGCCCGCGCCGUUUUGGACGCGUGUGCAUCCUUCCUUCCCGAAGCCCGAGAUGUGCUUGCCCUGGUGGACCAGUACCCGAGACAGGUCCGGAAGGGAAAAUUCCCUGUUAUUGUCAUCGAAGGCCUGGAUGCCACAGGUAAAACCACUGUGACCCAGUCAGUUUCAGACUCACUCAAGGCUGUUCUCUUGAAGUCACCACCCUCUUGCAUCAGCCAGUGGAGGAAAGUCUUUGAUGAUGAACCAACGAUCAUUAGAAGAGCUUUCUACUCUCUGGGCAAUUAUAUCGUGGCUUCUGAAAUAGCCAAAGAAUCUACCAAAUCCCCUGUGAUUGUAGACAGGUAUUGGCACAGCACAGCCACAUACGCCAUAGCCACCGAGGUGACUGGGGGCCUCCAGCACCUGCCGCCUGCCCACCACCCUAUAUACCAGUGGCCCAGGGACCUGCUCAAACCUGACCUGGUCCUGCUGCUCACCGUGAGUCCCGAGGAGAGGAUGCAGAGGCUCGAGGGCCGGGGCUUGGAGAGGACCAGAGAGGAGGCUGAACUGGAGACCAACAGCAUAUUUCGUCAGAAGGUAGAAGUGUCCUACCAGCGGAUGGAGAACCCUGGCUGCCACGUGGUUGAUGCCAGCCCCUCCAGAGAAAAGGUCCUCCAGAUGGUGUUACGCGUAAUCCAGAAUAAUUGCAGUUGCUACUCUGGGCCAGGCGACACGUUUUACUAGAUCUGAUGUCGUUUCAUACAUCUAAGCCCAUGACUGGUUAUGGAGUUUUCCCAGAUUUCAGUUGCAUAAGCGUGUUGUGUGGCAGGAUGUUGGACCUUUCGAUUUUACCUAAACCAUUGUUCUCACUUGUGACCAAUGGACCCAUUGGGACUGAGACUGGGCACAUUCCAAGGAGAGAUGGCAAUUGCCUUCUGCCAAGUAUAACAGACGUUUUCUUGGAACAGAGUUUUAACGACUAACCCUCCAAGGUUCAUCUCCUCUAGAAAGCACGAGGUGGACAGAAGCAACCAAGAAGGUCUUCCAGGUCAACGGAAGCUCCUCCAGCCUCUCCCACACCUGCACCGGCUCACGGGUGAGAUGCUGUGGUGCCCGGAGUUAGCUUCCUCCCAGUCUGGUCACACUCCAUCUUUGUGAGCUCAGUCCCGAAUCCCAGAGCCAAGUACGCCUGAAGAAUGUGCCUGUGUGUCCCGGCUGCCAGGAGACCGUCCCACGGACCCAUCUUGUGUGUAGAGGACACUGACCAACAAGGCUUCUGACUUGUGUCUGAGGUUUAUGGCCCCUGAGAUAGUCCUUUUGGUGAGCACUUCAAAGUCACAUACAGAGGAGGCCAACCCAAGAUGCUCUGAAUACAAAUACACCAACAGUCCUUGGAUUCUAUUCUGCUUAUGUACUUUCCUCUUCUUUCAGGUUUGGAUAGAAUGAGUGUUUUGCACUCAAGUAGAUGCAUUAAAUGUAGCCAACCCAGCCAUGUACUCAUACUGAUGUUUACUUCUUGUUUGUCCUCAGUGUAGGGGCUGCGCUUUACUAAUCAGAGUUGAAGCCAAGAAGCUGAGCGCAAUGCUUGUGUAUUUUCAUCAGACAGAUUUAAUUUAUCUUACUGGGUAAGCAUAGUGGAUCAUGGCAUGGCAUUUCUCGGUGAAUAUCUUGCACUUGAAUGUCUUAUUAUUACACAUAAAAUCAGCACUGAGGUCUGUUUGGCUGGAAAAAAAAAUAGCCAAGAAAAGAGGAAACAAUAGUUAUGUGACCUGGGGUGAGUCAUUUAACAUCGUGUAACUUGAUCUAAAAAGUGACUGCAGUUCUUUGUCUUAAGGAGUUGGCUAAAAUAGGUGAUUAUUUAAAAUUCUUCCUAAGAUAGAUCAAAUCUGUGAAUUAUUUUAGGAGAAUAUCUCAGGAAGACAUUUCCCCCAAAUAAUUGAAUUAAGGCAUUAUUAGGUUUAUCAGAUGGACUCAAAUUAUAAUCAAGUUUAUAUCAAUGAUAUCAUAUUAUUUUUGAAAAGAACUAUAGAUAAUGUAUCCAUAAUAUAUGUACAUAUAUAAAUAUGUAAUUUCCAUUGAAAAUAUUUUUUAAAGCUUAUAAAUUGCUUUCAGAGUCUUUAAGAUGUGAUAUCUAAUUAUGCUAUUGGUUUUAUUGACUUUAAACCUUUUGAAAAGCUGAUGCUGGCAGCCUAGAAACAUGAACAUUUAAUGCUUUCUUUCUGUCCCUUGCCAAUGAAUAAACUUGCUGUGAUU